AUGGCGCACGUUGCCAUCAUCGGCGGCUCGUACGCAGGAACCAAAGUCGCACACCAGGUCCUCAAGCAGGUACCCAACUCGAAAGUCACCCUCAUCGACCCCUCGGAUGUCUUUUACUACAACAUUGCCUCGCCGCGCAUCAUCGCCAAGCCAAAGGAAGCCAAAGUCGACCAGUACCUUAUCCCUAUCAUGGACAAGUUCAAGCAGUAUCCUGCCGCCAGAUUCACCUUUGUCCAAGGCUACGCCGACUCUGUAGACACUGCCGCAAAAGUCGUGCGCGUGAAGGACGGAAAAGACGUUUCGUACGAUUACCUGGUCGUUGCGUCGGGCUCGACGACGCCAGGAACUGUUGGCGAGGAGGCCAUCCCUUUUAAGACAACCGGAGCAGACAUCAAACAAAAGGUUGAAGCGGCACAAAAGCGAGUCGCAGCCGCCGACAGCAUCAUCAUCGUCGGCGCCGGCCCCGUAGGCGUCGAAAGCGCCGGCGAAAUCGCCCAAGCCUACCCCAAAACAAAAGUCACCCUAAUCUCCUCGCACGCACAGGUGCUGCCCAACCUCAAAGCCUCAGCCGCCAAAUCCGCACACGCCAGUCUCGCAAAUUUGGGUGUGGAAAUGGUCUACUCAGCCCGGGUCACCGACACAAAGCAAGAGGAUGGAAAGUUUUCCGUGCACCUCGACAAUGGCAAGACUCUUAGCGCUACUCUGGUCAUCUCGGCGGCAGGCAACAUUGCAAACACCUCCUUCAUGCCUCGCGACUCGCUGGACCAGGACGGCUGGAUCAAAGUCGACAGGAACAUGCGUGUUUCCUCUAUCACCGACAACUCUGUCUAUGCGCUCGGUGAUGCGACAAUGUACAAGCAGCGCUACUAUCUCAAGAUCAACGAUCAAAUCCCCGUCGUGGCCAACAACAUCAAGAAUGCGGUUACUUCCUCUGGACAACUCAAGACGUAUGAUGCUAGCGAUAAGUUGAUGGUCUUUGUGCCCAUCGGAAGCAAGACUGGCACCGGACAGAUAGGCAGCUUUGUGCCGUUCAGCUUCAUGGUUGCAUUUGUCAAGGGCAAGGAUUACUUUAUGAGCAAGGCUGCUACUAUGAUUGCUGCUUGA
Messenger RNA from Aureobasidium vineae, 1104 nucleotides. Lineage: Eukaryota; Fungi; Ascomycota; Dothideomycetes; Dothideales; Saccotheciaceae. The record is from the annotation of a GenBank genome assembly.